AUGAACGGUCUAGUCCGUGGCGCCACCGCCAGUUUGAGCCGGCGGUUCGACGGUUAUGAGCCGCUGGAUCGAGUGAUGAGAAGUGCAAGCAGGCGUGAUGUUCGGCGGAGGAGAUCAAUGUCGUUUAAGGGUAAGAAAGUGGCACAUGUUCCAUUGAGAAAUAAUGAAGACAGAGCCAAGCAAAAGCGGCAGAUAUUUCUCAACUCCUACAAGUUUGAGUCACCCAAAAAAUCUCAACGCUCAAGGUGUAUGAAGCUCAACAAGGUGGCUCGUAAGGUUAAGACGGUUGUGGCGAAGCUAGUGUCGUCGUUCUUCCGAAUUGGAGGUUUCCGAUCUUGUAAUUGUCGUUUGGCCAUCCAUGCCUCCUCUCCAACGCCUCGUAGGAAUUGA
Messenger RNA from Prunus armeniaca (apricot), 390 nucleotides. The record is from the annotation of a GenBank genome assembly. Lineage: Eukaryota; Viridiplantae; Streptophyta; Magnoliopsida; Rosales; Rosaceae.